Messenger RNA from Parnassius apollo (apollo), 339 nucleotides. The record is from the annotation of a GenBank genome assembly. NCBI's taxonomy places the organism in Eukaryota, Metazoa, Arthropoda, Insecta, Lepidoptera, Papilionidae.
AUGCUGGUAACCUAUUUGAAAUCCAGCCGGGACCUUUGCGAGACGGACUCAGUUCUUUUUGGCGCCGCAGUGGCAGUUUGUCGUAUUAUUGGCGCCAAACUUCCCACGGCUGGAAGCUCUACUAAACAAAGUAGCGCCAUCCCAGCCUGGAGAAAAAGAAUUGAGGACCGCAUCGCAAACGCAAGGGACAAAUAUCAGUUUUUCCCAGCCGGAUAUCACGCAGAAACUAACGGAGCGCACAGACGACCUGAAGCAGAACAUUGCUGCUUGGGGGAAGCGGAUUCGAUGAUUUACCGAGAGGUCAAGGCGGUUCAACCAGAAUCAUCUCUUCCAGAGUGA